UGAUGAACUAGACCCGCAGCAGUGAGUGCGUGCGUGUCUCUGGAGAAACAUGGGGGAAGCGGAGACUCUGCCAUCCGACGAAAAACAAGCAGAAACCGGCAUCUGUACCGCCGAGGAAUCGAUUGUAUGGAGUCAAGAAGUAGAAGUGUGUCUUUUUCACGCAAUGCUGGGUCAUAAACCCGUAGGAGUGAAUCGACAUUUCCACAUGAUCUGUAUUCGCGAUAAAUUCAGUCAGAACAUCGGCAGGCAGGUGUCAUCUAAAGUCAUCUGGGAUCACCUGAGCACCAUGUACGACAUGCAGGCGCUGCAUGAAUCAGAAAUACUCCCGUUUCCAAACUCGGAGAAGAGCUUUGUGCUGCCUGAAGAGAUCAUACAGGAAGUCAAGGAAGGUAAAGUGGGAUCUGAAGAUGACGUGAAGGAGGAGUUCAAAGAAGAGAGUGACCCACCUGCAAACCAUGAAGAAGGCAGCAAUUCCUCCGUGAAGAUGUCGGAGAGGUCGGGCAGCGGGCGCGAGAAAGAGAAAGAGCGGGCAGAGAGGGGGGGCUCAGGUGAGACGGGCAGCGGGCCGAAAGAAUCAGCCGGGGAAAAGAGGAAGAGGAGCCGAGCUGUGGAGAAGGUGAUGAACUCCAGCAACCCCUCCAGCCCCGGAGGAGCCAAGCGCCGCAGGACGUAGCCGCAGCUUGCAGCAGGACGACUUGGGACAUCAGACAUUAAAAAAGAACUGACUGAGAAAGGUGUAGCUAAUAUUGGUCGCGCUAGAGCCAAUGUAAAAGUGAAAUGACAUGGCGUGCAGGGGAUGUGAUGUUCGUGUGCGUUAUCUGCAGUCCAGAGGUUCACUGCGAGAGACGUUCCUGCGCUUUUAAGCGUUCUGAGCUCUUCACAGACAGACGGUGGAAAUGUAGACAAAGGAAAGUCUGGUGGUUGUGUAAGAUCAGACUAGACUGAUGGGGAAAGUAUGAUAAACUAAAAAGCUUUCCUCUGCUGAGUUUGGAAA
Molecule: messenger RNA, 994 nt
Organism: Sinocyclocheilus rhinocerous
Lineage: Eukaryota; Metazoa; Chordata; Actinopteri; Cypriniformes; Cyprinidae
Product: MRG/MORF4L-binding protein-like
Exons: 5
Coding region: 50-673 (207 amino acids)
Biological process (GO): regulation of transcription by RNA polymerase II
Cellular component (GO): nucleus; NuA4 histone acetyltransferase complex
Source: RefSeq, a predicted model, not a curated record